Molecule: messenger RNA, 6090 nt
Organism: Geodia barretti
Lineage: Eukaryota; Metazoa; Porifera; Demospongiae; Tetractinellida; Geodiidae
Source: the annotation of a GenBank genome assembly
AUGGAGAGUUUCGUAGACUCACUAGCAGGUGGACUGGGCGGCCUGGCGUGUGCAGUGGCAGGUCAACCGUUGGACACAGUGAAAGUGAAGCAACAGACGUAUCCACGCGUGUAUUCCUCGCCUCUCUACACACUUGCCAAAACCCUGAGGGAAGAGGGAGGGUUGCGAGGUCUAUAUGCUGGAUGCGGUGCAGCCGUAGGAGCCAGCAUAGCCGAAAACGCGGUGCUGUUUGUCUGCUACGAGCGUUGCCAGGAUCUCGUUCACUGGGUCUCUGGAGACGACCAGGGCAGAGAUGGACUGAGUGUCAUGAAACAGGCAUCCGCUGGAUCCUUAGCGAGUGUAGCGUCCAGCGUGGCCAUCAAUCCCUUCGAGAGGAUCAAGUGUAAAAUGCAAGUGCAGGGGCAGCAGAAGCCGGAGGGUGUCAGCAGAUUGAGUCAGUGGAGUGUGGUUGGGAACAUUCUACGUGAGGAGGGGGUGAGGGGGUUUUAUCGUGGGCUGACAAGCACGUGGGCACGGGAGGUGCCUGGUUAUUUCUUCUUCUUUGGCUGUUACAAUGCUAGCCGUAGGCUCCUCUCCCCUCCUGGUGAACUGCGCAGCAACCUGAGUGUGUGGAGACUGACUGUAGCUGGAGGACUGGCUGGAUGCUGUUUCUGGACUGCCAUUUUCCCAACUGAUGUUGUCAAGUCUCGAGUGCAGGUCAAUGAAAGUUUGUCAGGCUCAUUUUGGCUCACCAUGUUUAGAAUCAUCAGAACUGAAGUAGACAUCUCCCACUCUUCGUCGGGACUUCGCGCAUGGACGCUAGACCGGCUGAAACGAAAUCGGGCGAGGGUCUACGGCGCUUUUGCUGCAACUUAUGAUGCUACUCCUCAGUAUGUGAAGGCCGACGCGACAGAAGACCUUAUUGCGAGAGCGAGAUUGAGAAUCAAUCGAGGAGUUGAAUCUGUACCAGUGAGGGUCCUAGCUAUACUGAUCCUGGCAGUCGAUGUCCUACUGGUGGUGGUGCAACUAGCUCUCAAGGACGAGUUCCCAGUCUUUGUGGAGGAGCUCAUUGAAGUUCUGAGUCUCCUUUUCUCUGCCUUUUUCUGUGGAGAGGUUUCUCUGAGGAUUGUUGGACAAGGGCUGGUGUUUUUCAAGAGGUGGUUUGAAGUGCUUGAUCUAGUGGUGAUAGUGGCGUCCUCCGUCCUCACUGUCUUGUUCAUUCUACUGGAGGACCAUUCUGGAGUUGACAGCAGUGGUGGUGGUACUGUCGUCUCAACGGCUCGGCUCUUUGUUGUGGGGAGGUUGGUCAGAGUUGUCUUCUGGACCAAAAUUUUCUAUGAGCAGAAAAGUCUGCAACGAUUUAUCCGGUCAAAGGUACUAAGUCACAAGUCACAUGAUGUGAGUAUGAGAGAGUCUGCAGACCGGGUGAUUGCCAUGUCUUUCCCGUCCAGUGGCAGUGCCACUUUCUACCGAAACUCCAUCCGAGAGGUGAGUCAGUUUCUGGACCAGAAGCACCCUGGACACUACCGUGUCUACAACCUCUGCUCUGAGAAAGAGUAUGACCCUAGUCAUUUCCAUCACCAGGUCUACAGGGUGCUCAUCGAUGACCACAAUAUCCCAAAACUAACUGAUCUUGUUGACUUUUGUGAGGAUGUGCAGGGCUGGAUGGACGAGGACCCUAGCAAUGUUAUAGCUGUUCACUGCAAAGGAGGGAAAGGCCGCACUGGGAUGAUGGUAGCAGCCUGGCUAGUGAGGUCUGGGCAGUUUCCUCAGGCCCAGCAGAGCCUGGCCUACUUCAGAGAGCGUCGCACUGAUCGCAGCAGAGGAACCAAGAGCCAGGGAGUGGAUACUCCUAGCCAGAGUCGGUAUGUGUGUUACUACGAGCGGCUGCUGACAGAGCUGUCAGGAGAGCUUCCUCCACCCACGGCACUGAGGCUCUCCAAGAUGGUCGUAUCUGGCCUCCCUGGGCUGCGUCAGGAGGGAUGCAAAGACUGGAGAUUCGAAGUCUUCCUCAUGAAGACAAAGAUAUUCCAGUCCAGUCUUGGCAGCCCACACCUGGAGCAGGUGUUGGUGAGUUUGGAUCUGGACCAUUCAGCAGUGUGUAUAGUGUUCAAUACUGACCAUCCAUUGGUGCUAACUGAUGAUGUCAAAUUCAAGUUUUACUGCAGUAAUAAAUCAGUACCAACUGGCUCUGAUAAAUGUCAGUUUUACUUUUGGUUGCACACCACCUUUGUUCGGGAGAACAGACUCUUUCUCAAAAGAUCAGAGAUUGACAAUAUGCAGAAGUCACGUGUACGCAGGUCCUACCCACCCACACUCUCUGUAGAGCUUCUGUUUCAACUAUGGGAAGGAGAAACUCGUAGUGAAGACGGCUUUGAGCUCGUCGCACGCUCGUCUCGGCAACUAGACAAAAUGCGCCAUAUCUACUCUCUUCUGCUGCUCCUGGUCGUCUUGCUCUCUCUCGGCCAGUGCCGCCAUCAGAGCCCUGCAGUGGGCGAGUCCUGCACGGAGCUCGUGAAGGACCCUAACAGGUGCGACGAGCCCGAGGAAGUGACCGAGUCUGUUGAACCUGUGGAAGAAACGGAGAGAUUUGGCCCCAAUGUGUGUGUUACAGAGCGGAUGGAGCUUGUGAAUGCUAGUGACUAUGUCGUCGAACGUUCAUGCAGAUUCUUCUUCCUUGGAAUUCCAGUCCGGUGCAAGAGAGUCUGUGUGCAAGCGGAAACAUGCUCAGUUCGCAAUGUCUCCAGCAGAGUCUAUGACUGCUGUCCUGGAUUUGCAGCUCACUCCGGACGCAAUCAUGGCUUUGGUUAUGGUAUUGUCAGACACCCAGGCAUGAGAACCCUGCGGAGGGAAGGCUGUCCUCUUGAGAUACGGGACUCAGUUGCCAGUUGUUUAGAGGAUCUCGAGCUCUCAGAUUUUGCUGCUGCUCUUGAGAGAAUUGGACUCAGUUCUCGACUUGCCAGUGCUGAUGAGGAGCUCACUGUGUUUGCUCCUGUCAAUGAGGCCAUCAACGGAGCUUUUCUGUCCCAAAGGGCUCUGAAUGCUCAUGUCAUAGCCGAUGAUGUGGUGAGAAACAGAGAUCUUCGCGAUGGAGCUGUUCUGCGACCGCUGGAUGAGUCCACACUGCUCCAUGUCACCGAUGAACAUGCUAGAGAUAUGGGUUACACAGAGGUUACAUUUAUUAAUGGAGCAGAAGUCAAUACCAGUGAUGCCUGUGUGGCUGAAAAUGGAGUGGUUCACACUCUGAAUGCAAUCAUUCCUUCGUCUCCUGACAGCAUUGCUGAGUUGUUGAGAGCUGAGUCUCAGUUCAGUGACUUUGUACAGCUGCUGGAUGCUACUAACAUAACUCAGUUCCUGGACAAUGGUCGGAACACCUCUCGCACCGUCUUUGCUCCUACUAACAAUGCCUUUGCCAACCUCUCUGAGGGAGCCCUCGAGUGCCUCGUGAGGCCCGAAAACAGCCGUGUUGUAAAGAACCUUGUGCUCCUCCACAUUUCAGCUCCAGCCCAGUACACUUCAUCUCUAUCUCUUCGCAGCUACAUCCAUACAUUCCAUCCUCGCUACUCCCUCCUGGUGUGUGUCAUCAAUGGUGGCAUCCACCUGACUAGAGAUAACGUUCCUCUGGAGGAGACAGACUUCACUGCCAGGAACGGAGUCAUUCACACUCUGGGGAGCGUCCUUCUGGCUGAUAUGAUUGAUUUCGAGGACCUUUGCCCACCUGCGCCGCCAUCUGGCCCCAUCCCUCCUGUUCCUGUCCAGCCCCCGGAGCCAGGAGAGACCAUUCAACCACAGGGCCCUGCUGUUCCUCCUGAACAGCCUGAGUUGGCGCAAUGUGAGUUUAGCACAACCACAAAAAUUCCAUCAACAAACUCGUCCGGGUACGGAGGUCGUAAGAUGGCGGAGAGAGCUGACUUUCCUCACGCGUUCACUCACUCCAAACGGCCCAGGCUGUCGGACGAGCGGCAUUCCUCUCACCCGUCUCGGCCAGUCCACCCAAUCCUCACAGAUGACGAGCCAUCCAGCGAUUCUGACAGCGACCCUGAGCCCGACCUGCCGGCAGGUCUGGAGGGAGCUGCCUUUGCUAGCAGAAUGCCGGCCAACAAGAUGACACAACAGGAGGCAGAGUUCUUCCCGGACGUGGCCCAUGGGAGUCAGCCAGCCUUGAUGGAGUUCCUUCUCAUUAGGAACAGGCUACUGCAGGCGUGGCUGGCUGACCCCACAGUACAGCUGACCACAGAGAAGGCCCAGACUUUGGUCCAGCUACCUCAGUCAGGCAAGAGCAAUCUGGUGCUGCGCAUACAUGGCUACCUCCAGAGGUAUGGGUUCAUCAAUUAUGGCGUGUUCUCGCGACAGAACCCAAUGCACGGCAAGAUGCCGUUUAAGGUGGUGGUGGUAGGGGGCGGGGUGAGCGGGCUCAUGGCUGCUCGACAGCUCACGUACUUUGGCCUUGAUGUCAGCAUUCUGGAGUCUCGGGAUCGUAUGGGAGGUCGGAUCCACACCUUCAAGAGUGGGCCAUAUGUUGCAGACCUGGGAGCGAUGGUGAUCACUGGUCUUGGAGGGAACCCCCUCAGUGUCCUCAAGAAGCAGCUGUCUCUCCAAAUGACCAAGAUACACCGCCGCUGUCCCCUGUACUUCACCACUGGAGAAAUGGUUCCCAAGGAAAGGGACAAGACAGUGGAACUGGAGUUCAACAGACUCCUGGACUCCGUGUCUCACCUUUCUCAUCAGCUCCAGACUGAGCUCCUGGAUCUCAGGAAGAAACUCACCUCCAUCCAGAACAAGAUAAAGUCCACCCACGAUCGCAGGGGGAAGCUGAUGAAGGCAGCGUCAAGUGAGGAAGAUCGGCAGUUUGUGUUGCAGUCGACGGAGGCUGAGCUAGUGAGUUUGUUCCGUAGCCAUGACGACAUGCAGGAGCAGCAGCAGGAGCUCGAGAACAGGAUUGAUGAAAUGGAAGACCAGCAGCUUCCGUCAGUCUACCUCAGUCCACGGGACCGCCAGAUUCUGGACUGGCAUUUUGCCAACCUGGAGUUUGCCAACGCUGCCCCACUGGACAAGCUCUCCCUGCGCCACUGGGACCAGGAUGAUGACUUUGAAUUCACUGGAGCACAUCUGGCUCUGCGAGAAGGCUAUGACCAACUUCCUUCCUCUCUCGCCAAGGGACUGGACAUCCGUCUCAACACAGAGGUCACCUCCAUUCACUACUCCACUGACGGGGUGGAGGUCCACGCUCGCUCCACACAGACCGGCUGCUCCUCCAUCUUCAGAGCCGAUGCCGUCGUUCUGAGUGUGCCUCUCGGAGUGCUGAAAGCCAACGUCAUGACUUUUCAUCCCCCACUUCCAGAAUGGAAGACGCAAGCGAUCAAUAAUCUCGGCUUUGGCCUCCUUAAUAAGGUGGUGCUGUGCUUUGAGCAGAGGUUCUGGGACUCCCACGUUCAUUUGUUUGGCCACGUUGCCACGGGAACGGCCUCUCGCGGGGAACUGUUCAUGUUCUGGCACCUCAGCCAUGCACCCGUGCUGAUAGCACUGCUGGCAGGGGAAGACGCUGUUCGCUUUGAAGGUCUACCAGAUGAUGUGGUAGUGGCAAAAGCGGUGGCAGUUCUGAGGUCCAUAUUUGGAGAUCCAAUAGUUCCUGAGCCUAAGGAAAGUCACGUCACCCGCUGGAGACAGGAUGAGUAUGCUCGAGGGUCCUACUCUUAUGUGGCUGCAGGUUCCAGUGGAAACGACUAUGAUUUCCUUGCUGCAGCUGUCAGUCCUGCCAGAAAUGGUCCUCUGGUGCCAAGGCCACGGGUGUUCUUUGCUGGAGAGCACACAAUGAGGAACUACCCUGCCACCGUCCAUGGGGCCCUGCUGAGUGGGCUGCGCGAGGCGGGGAAGGUUGGGGACAUGUUGCUAGGCGCUCCCUACACCCCGAGACCUCUGUCCACCAAUGCUGAAGUUGUGCUACCACCUGCUCCUCUCUCUGAACUUGUUCAACAGACGUAGCUGCCAUCUUCCACGAACUAAACUGACUCUCUAUUUUUGCAUAUUGCGAAAAUCUUGUUGCAUUCAAGUUUUGUACCGUGACAAUUAACUUUUGGGCCACUCUUUUUGCACAUUAAUGGAGGUAGUGGU